Molecule: messenger RNA, 3206 nt
Organism: Colossoma macropomum (tambaqui)
Lineage: Eukaryota; Metazoa; Chordata; Actinopteri; Characiformes; Serrasalmidae
Gene: tmem200b
Product: transmembrane protein 200B
Exons: 2
Coding region: 822-2045 (407 amino acids)
Source: RefSeq, a predicted model, not a curated record
AGACGGGCGUCAAACAGAUGGUUGAUUUAUUGGAGAAUGCCUAUAGAUAUAUUCACUGUUUGUGUUUUCAACUACUGUUUUAUGUGUUGCAACUCUUGUGAGUUUCGUUUCCUCUGUCUUUGGUGUAUUUGCCAUGUGCAUGCUCUAUCAAAUCUUGGAUUAUUGGUGUGGGCACACUUCUUAUAGGAAUAGUGCUGGUAAAGAACGGCGGAUGAUCAAAUGGUGUGGAUUCAUUUGUAGAACCAGCAGUCAACGGAUAUCUCGUCUAACCGAAGAGAUGUUGCCUCAUGCCCUACACGCUUAAACAGUUGAGGACUGUGUAAUAUGCAGUGCAUAUCAUGCAGUUUCAGCGUUGCCCACACUUACACGGUCGGAGUGUGAGAGAAAAGUCGAGGUAGAGGGAGGCGCCGUGUGUGCUGCUGUUAUAGCCAAGGGAGAGUAAUUGGGAUUUUGCUCGACCGCUACCACCGUGGUUUUUGUGUGGACCUCUAUGAUUCGCAAUGGGGACUGUGCUCGUUUAAACGUUCUUCAUUAAGUUUUACACUCUGUUUCUUUCUUUUCUUGGUCAACGGGUGCCCUAGUAGCAUGCGAGGCGCGGUUCUUGGACGUCUCUGCGCUAGCAAUCCUCACACAUUUCUGGAUUUAUUGUCAUCUGCGAAACUUCCAAAUGCGGAGCGGGUAAGACAGGCUCUUCGUAUGUGUGGCCCUCUCAAUACUGAGUGGGAUACAUCGAGCGUAUGUGGAGACAAUGAACGCAGACGAUAUACAGCGUAGUCAAGACUCCCAUUAAGGUGUGGCCUUAAGAGGGAGGCGCUGGAAACAUGAGAACUCAGAAGACUCAAGGCCAAACUCCUUCUGUGCCUUCCCAUCAGCGCCUGCCACACUUCAGUCUGUGCUCACGAAAAAAGAAGGAGGGCGUAAUCCAGGGCAAACUGCGCAUUCGCUCCAUCCCAGGGGCAUUCUUGGUGCUUGGCAUGGUGGUUGUGAUUGUUGGCACAGCACUGGCAGUGGCAGGGUACUGGCCAUACCGAGUGCAGCGGUCAGCACUGGGCGCUGUCAGUGACAGUCUCCCUGGCACCUCUCAGGCAUCUGGAUGGGGACUGGGAGCUAAAGGGCUGUUCUCCACAGCCAGCCUGAUCCACAGUGAGAGGAUGAAACUCCUUGGUCCUGUGAUUAUGGGAGUGGGUCUCUUCAUUCUCAUUUGUGCUAAUACAGUACUGUUUGAGAACCGAGACAGGGAGACUCAGAUGCUUCUGGCUCAGAUGCGGAGCGUUAUCUGUUCCGUGUCCACUGCUGUGCCUACAGCGGACUUCACACAGGUCAACACCCUGGCCAGGCACUACCAGUGGGUCAGCAGCUUGCCUACAGCCCAUCUGAACAUCCUAUGCCUUCAGGAGCUGGCCUCCUCUGAACCACUGCUGCAGGUCAAAAUCACAGAAGAGGAAGGAGGUUCGCAGCAGAGAGCAAUUCUGCGCACUGAGGUCCUUCAUCACCAAGAGUCUUCCUCCACCCCCUCUAUACAUUCUUCCAAUUCCUGCAACUCCAGCAAAGUGGACUUCAACACCAUUACUGAUGCAGAACAGGGUGUCAGCUGUGGCCAGCAGCCACAGCCAGAAAUCCACUGCAAGCUUAGCAUCUGCCUGACUGCAAGCUCUAUGUCCACUCUGGAGGGGGAGGACUGGGAGUUAAGCAUUCUUCCCCCCAGACGCUCACACAGUGUGAACUACAGGACUAAACCACACUCACUGCCUACAGCUCUGAUCCUUGAGGACAGGGCUGAGCAAUCUACAGAUAACCCCAGAGAGCUUCAGCGACAGUCCAGCUCAAACAUUUGUGUGAAUAUGACAAGGGUUGGCACAGUGACCCUUGACCUUGCACACAUGGAGGAGCAGAAGCAUCGCAGUUGGCCUCGACUCGAUCUUGGAUAUACCAGGAGGUAUCUCAAACUAGAAAACAAGGAGGACUCUGUGGACAAGUUACUGGAUCAGCUUGAACAGCAGUGCUCACAGUUGGACAAGAGCUUUGGCUCAGGACCCUUCCAGUGAGCACGGGACUAAUGAUGUGCACACAUCAAGGUUAAUGCUAUGGCAACUGCUAUGUUCUUAAGCACUUUUCGGAAGCUGAUAUGCUAAAGGGGGAGCAAUCUAGCAUGAAAAUCCUCUGAGUAUUUUUAUUCAGUUUUACUGUUCCCUUUAGGUCAGAAGAAUCACUAGUUGCCCAGACAGCCAUUUAUCAAACUGGACCAAAUUCUUUUGUUUGAGAUGUCAGGAGUAUAGAGGAGAUGCCAAUGUACUGGUCAUUAACAUUUCCAGCAACGUCCCUUUUGCCCUCCAUGAUAUGGGUAUAUAAACAUUUGUCUUUGAUGGAAUUGGAUGUGUUUGACAGUAAUGUUUUUAAAAUAGGAAACAUGAUACACAGCCUCACAGAUGACUGCACAGACUUGCCCUUUUUGUGUGAGAGGGCAGUUUAGUUGGGCAGUAAUAUGAGCAAUCAAUGUGCAAUUGUGUCCAAAACUCUGCUUGUCCAUGACAUUGCACACAGCAUUUCUGAACGUAGAAAGCAGUAUGAAGGGUGAUCUUUACUGUACCUGUCUAAAGAUUAUAGUUUUUAUAUAAAUGGACUUGUUUAGACAUCUAUGCCACAAAUAUCUCAAUACAUUAAUAAUCUAGCCAAAUAGGGAAAGUGUUCAUUUGUUGUCCAUUUGGUUGCACAUUUUGGCUCUCACUCCAUGUCCUUGAUGGUGUCAGUUUUGGUUUGCUGGAGCAUUCUUGUCACAUUCUGGAGCAUUCUCUUCACUUCAUUUAGCAGUGGUAAAAGAACAGCACAGACAAUGAAAUAGAAUGUCUACCUGACUUCAGUUGAGGUGUUCAAUAUUAUUGCACACAGUAAUGUAAGGACAUAAUUACAUUAUUACAAGGCAGCGCUGAAUUGAGCUUCCCUUUUUGUACAGGGAAGGUCUAGGUCUACUAGCUCUAAAAACAAGAUUCUGUCUAUUUUGUGUUGUCUGUUUUGUAUGCUGUGUGUGACAUUUUGCAUUCUAAAUGUACACUAAGCAAUAUCUGCAUUCUGACAGAUGGGCCCAUUACACCCUACAAUUUAUGCCUGUGUUACAAAUAAAAGGCAAAGCAAAAAUAUUCAAGAUGUGAAAUUGUCUUAGUGCUGUCAUAUUUUUUACCUUUUUGCUUGAAUAUAAAAGGUAGUCCUAU